UGCUUUUAAUACAGUCGUACUUUACAGAGGUAGCUGCAUGAUGCUGGAUGACAGUGAGCUGGUUGCGUUAAGAAACAGAUUCAAGAAGGAUGCCGAGUUACUCAUGCAAACAACCACCCCGACCGACAAAGACGACAAGAGUGAAGAAGAAAAAGAUGUCAGACCUCUCCCUCGAAUUAACAAACACUCUGUUUUCUGGAUUGUGGUCUCGAUAACUGUUACCUAUUAUGUGGAUUUCUUUCGCAACAUCAUCGAAAAUGAUAGCAUCCAGAGUUGGUGGUUCAAUGUCGGCCUGCUGCUCCUCGGAAUUUGUCUGUGCCUGGCCACGUUUUGUAUCGUGUACCUGGAGGGGUUCAGAGGCAUCCGGCACUAUGAUCAGGAGUACCCAGCCAUCCCUCCCAUCACCACUGCUGCGUUUAUUGCAGCAUCUUGCAGUUUUAACAUAGCACUCUGGCCUGUCUGGUCCUUCUUCACUCCGCUCAUCCUUUUCACACAGUUCAUGGGCGUGGUCAUGUUAAUUUCUUUGCUUGGAUGAAUGUGACAGUAAUGCACGACAAAGAAGAAACCAUGAAGUCUGGCAAGAUGAUGAAGCAGCCUGACGGAAUCCGGUUGUUAUUCCUUUUUUUAUGAAGACAAUUUGAACAUGACUAUGUGAAGACUGCAUUUUAAAAUCGUUGAAACAUAUGUUAAAUAAUUAGACUGAGAAGCAAUGUUUUUGUUUAAUAUGUUACUUCUCUGUUACGUGCUAUUUUUCUUUUAUAAACUUGUAUAUCUACUUUUGAUGUCUUUCUAAACCUUAAAAAUGUCUUCUAAUUGUGUGUGUAUGUGCGUCAAAUCCAUUAAAUUUGAAUUGGAAACCAA
Messenger RNA from Doryrhamphus excisus (bluestripe pipefish), 861 nucleotides. It is a transcript of the gene tmem128, whose product is annotated as transmembrane protein 128. The record is from RefSeq and is a predicted model, not a curated record. Lineage: Eukaryota; Metazoa; Chordata; Actinopteri; Syngnathiformes; Syngnathidae.